Molecule: messenger RNA, 2256 nt
Organism: Rhincodon typus (whale shark)
Lineage: Eukaryota; Metazoa; Chordata; Chondrichthyes; Orectolobiformes; Rhincodontidae
Exons: 7
Coding region: 340-1416 (358 amino acids)
Biological process (GO): negative regulation of T cell proliferation; T cell costimulation; immune response
Cellular component (GO): external side of plasma membrane
Source: RefSeq, a predicted model, not a curated record
UUGUCACUGAUGCACAAUAACUUUCUGACAGUAACAAAGUAAGUGAAACUGAAACUGAUGAAGGGUCUAGGCCGGAAACGUCAGCUUUCCUGCUCCUCUGAUGCUGCUUGGCCUGCUGUGUUCAUCCAGCUCUACACCUUGUUGUCUCUUGAAACUGAAACUGCUGCGUGUUCUUCGCAACUUCCGGAAGAACCAGGAGACAUUUUGUUGUAAUUUGGACGCGAUUUAUCAGGGGAACAACACAUUUCCCAGCGAACAGAGAGAGAGAGAGAGAGAGGGAACGCAGCGGGACAUUGCAGCAGCGGCUCUGACUGACGGACCAUCUGCUCUUCCUCCAACAUGGAGUUUUACAAAAUGCUUCUCAGCGGCUUCUCGGUCUCCUGUCGGUGUCUGGCUCUGAUCCUGAUCCCGGUCCCGGUCCCGGGAAAGGAGCUGCAGGGACACAGCUCCCAGAAACUAUUCCCGUUGGUGGCUGCUGUUACAGUGUCUACUGAAGCACCAGCAAAUAUAAUGAUGAACAAAUGUGUGACCAAGGAUCAGAGGCCUGUCCUUAAACGUGGAUUAACUGAGAUAAUUUGCAACGGCUUAACUUGCACUGGGAAUUAUAGGGCAUAUUUUAAUCAAUCCAGUUGCUACUACGUGUGCAUUGUAGACAUUCGAUAUCUGAAAGACUCAUCUAAAGGUAAUCUUCUUGAAUUUGGGAACAUGGAGUCCUCGGAAACGUUAUUCCUUCGGUUCAGAUCAGAUCACGCUUGUCCAUCCCAAGGCCCAAGUGCAACUCCUGAAGCAGAUCAUGGUGACUUGCCUGUCCCAAUUUCUGGGUACGUUGAGGAGCAGGUGGUGCUGCCCUGUACCUACAAAGGGAAUGUCUCGGUCUCUGAUUUACAGGUAAUCUGGGGGACACCCAAGAGAGAAAUUGUACACAAGUUUGUCGAUGGGAACGAUGAUUUGAGAGAACAAGACCCAUGGUUCAGAAACAGAACAAACCUGUUCAAAGAUCAACUGGAACAAGGCAACUGGUCAGUUCUGAUCUCUGACCUCCGGGAGGCAGACCUGGAUGAGUAUCAGUGUCAAAUUUCCAGCAGGAUGGGGGAUAGAUUUCAAUUGGAGGAAGUUGUUUCAGUCCGUCUCUCUGUCGCAGGUCCUAGACUCCCAGCAAGAGAAAGAGUUGGAUUGGGAAUCGGGAUUGGUGUUUUUGUUGUCUUCGUUGCAAUUGGGGUUUACUUUGUCCGAAAACACACAAGACAGGAACAACCCCGACCAACGAUGGAUCAUAUUGAAAAAUGGAAUGGUGACCCUUUGAGUGAGGUGACCUGUUCAAGCGAAGCACAGAGCCUUGUGCCAACAGCACCUGAGCAUCAGGAUGGAGCGGCUGGAGAACAAAACCUUCUGGGGAACAGGGCUGUCCAGCACUAACUGAGCUUCCACUGCACUGAGCCUGGGACAGGGAGGGUGGGAAAUCAGCCUAAUCUUGUGAUGAUCAAGUGAUUCCUGAUGGAAAGUUUUGAGACGUGGUCAGUAAGGUUAUAUCACAUUGGGUUCCAGGGAGAGAGAGCCUAUUGGAGACAAAACUGACUUGAUGAUGCAAGUCAGAAGCUGGUGGUAGAGGGUUGUUAGGACUGGAGGCCGAUGACCAGUGGUGUGCUGUGAGGAUGGGUUCUGGGACAACCGUUUGUCACUUGCAUCAACAGUUUGGAUGAGAACAUGGUUAGUAACUUUGCUAUUGACAGCAAAAUUGGUAGUAGAGGGGGACAGUGAAGUGGGCGAAGAGUACAAUGAGACCUUGAUCAGAUGGGCAGAUGGGCCAAUGGGCCGAGGAGUGGCAGGUGAAGUUUAAUUUAGAUAAAUGUGAGGUGUUGCAUUUUGGUUGGAGAAGCCAGGGCAGGGCUUACACAGUUAAUGGGAGAGCCCUGGGAGUGUUGCUGAACAGGGGGAUCUAGGGCUUUCAGGUUGAUAGUUCUUUGAAAGUGGCAUUGCAGAUAGACAGUGUGGUGAAGAAGGCAUGUGGCACACUUUCCUUCGUUGGUCAGAACAUUGAGUAUUGGAGUUGGAGGUCAUCUUGAAGCUGUACAAGCCACUGGUGAGGCCAAUUAUACACUAUUGUGUACAAUUCUGGAUGUCUUGCUGUUGCAAGGAUGUUGUUAAGUUAGAAAGCGUGCAGAAAAAAAAUUACAAGGAUGCUGCUGGGACUGGGGGGUUUGCAUUGUAGGGAGAGGCUGAAUUAACUGGACUUUUUUCCCCUGGAUUGCUGGAGGC